UGUUUUUAACCAUGCCUACACCAAUCCCAUGCUAUAUGAGUGUAGUAGUGAACAAAUGCACACUUCGGGAACAAGGAGAUAUGGGAUACACACAUUCUCAAAACUCUCCACUAACAGCGUACAGCUCCCUUUAGCCUGCAUCCGAACCUUUAGUCCAUGGACAGUUUUCCAUUUAGCAAAACGUGCUUAUUUUCCUUCAAUGUCAUUUGUUUUUGUGUACUUCACUAACCCACAUUGUGGUCAUGACAUUUCAUAGAGAAAAUCCAGGGCUCGUCACAAUUGGCAUCCUAUCCCCUAAUAUAGUGCACUUUUGACUAGAACCCUGGUCAAAAGCUGUGCACCACAUAGAGAAUAGAGUACCAAUUGGGACAGGGUGACUACCAAUACCAUGCACCUCUCAAUCGCCCAAGCCUUCUGAUGAAAGCUUACGGUUCUCGUGCAGAACUGUUGGUUAUAUACCAGGGAGAAAAAAAUAUUUUCCCUGAUAGUCAUUUUGAUAUUGAUUUUAAAAGCACAUUUUUGUAACGGAUUUUGUUUCAAAGAGAAUACGCAAAUUUUUUCUCUUUGCUGUUUUUGUAUUCAUAUUAUGCCACAAUGUUGUUGUGAAUUAUGUAGGUAAAGCUGUUGAAUGAUUUGUCAGAUGACAUGCAGCUCACAAAUGACUGAGAAAGGCUUGAAGUGACCGAAGAAGAAAAUUCACUGGUGUCAUGUCUUGUAACUGAUACACCAGGUAGAGUGUGUUGGUAUGUCCACAUCCUUACUACACAUGUAGCCUACACACCUGUCUCUGGUUGGUACAAAUGUGCCGUUGCCAGCCAGGUCAUUAUAAUCCAGUGCUGUCCCUUCGUCCCCCUCUCUCUCUCUUGCUCCAGCAGGUGGUGCCAAAUCUGUGUCACCACAACUGUCGCCACUGAAAAUGUCAUCUCUAGUUUUCUGGUGAAUCUGGUCUAGUCUAAAUGAUCAUCCCUUUUCUGUGUAAAUUAUACUUUGUGUGUAUUACUUUAUAAUUGUGCAUAGGAGUGAUUGGAUAGAAAUCUGAAUGUUGCACAUGCUACAAUAACAGCACACCAAUGAUCCACAGUGCUCCUCUACCUGCAGCAUACAUAGGUACUAGAUUUACAGGUAGGUUUGUCCCUAGUUGUGUGUGACACGUUUUUACAGGUGAGUCAUUAUCAUAAAUGAAAGAAUAUUGUGAUAUGUAAUAGAGGCUGUUAUGACGGUGGCUACCCUGUAAUACCAUUUAGGACAUGAAGCUGUAUACCUGAGAUUGUGGACCAUGACAUUCGGUAAAGUAGGUUUACCAAAAUAUAAAGGGUAGAGACAGAACCUGAAGUGACCCAUCCAGUUACCGCCCUCUUGCCGCGGAUAACACAGCCUAAUGGGAUUCCCCUAAAAUGGAGGCAAUGCACGGCUCUUCGGCAAUGCGUAAUACCAAACAACACUUUUCUCCUGAACUCCUCCCUUCUGCUUUUGCCCUCCCUCGAUUUUUACCUCGCCCUCCUCUGGUCUAGCUUGUCUGCUUUUUAUUUAGCCAGCUACCAAGUUGCGACAUUUCACUUCACGCCGCUUCGUCGUUUUGUUUCCCCGCAUAAUAUUUUGGGAUAAAUGCACGAAGUAUCGUUUUUUAAACUGUUAUCAUAAAUGUAAGUGAUUCGAUUUUUCCAGCACUAUUAACAUUCGUUCUAAGUAUGGCGUAUUCAGAAUUGGUAAAAUAAUUAUCGUAUCGUGACAUGAACAUUUAUUUUGCAUGCUGUAAUAAGUAAGAAGACAACGUGUUGAAGACAGGAUUAGGCUAUUUAUCAGACCUACCGAGCGUGCACAGACAGGGUUUUACGGCAGGGGCAGCCACAUGAAGAGGUCAAUAAAGAGGAUGACGAAGACGGAAGGAUAAACGACAAGAGACAGCCAGGGAAGGAAGAAACGUGGAGAAGGAGGGAUGAGAAAGAGACUAAAAUAAGAGGAGGAAGUGGAACUCCAAAGUGCCUAAGAAGACUGUGAGUGGGUGCCUGACGUUCUGGUCUGGAGUGUUUGGCUGGCUGGUGGCCUGCUGCCUCUGUGUAUUGCUGCUGUCUCCUGGCCCUGCUAGGUGAGAGUAGAGCAAAGCACAGCACUGUGUGUGUGUUUAUUUGUGUGUUUGGCCUUGAAUGAGGCUAUAUAUGACCCUGACAGCCAGAGAGUCAUUCCGUCCUGCUGCUGAUCUGCAAUCCGCCCACCUCCCCUCAGCCUCCACCUCCCCCAGCCUCCACCUCCCCCAGCCUCCACCUCCCCCAGCCUCCACCUCCCCCAGCCUCCACCUCGUCAUCAAUACAAGGACACUGGUCGAUAAGCUUCUGCUUUUUUAUCUUUCCCUUUUUCUAAACAGCCUGACCAGGCAUACUAAACGCUACAGAAGCCGUGUCACAGUUCUGGAUAUUUGGGGUGGUUUUGGGGUUUCUGUCUGAAGAAUGGAGUGACCAGCGCGCGCAAGACAGAGACAGACAGACUGACGGACAUAAGAAGAGGAAGCUGUCAUUGGAAGGCCUCUCUCUAGGACAAUGCAUGUCUGAACUAUAUAUCUCAGCAUGCGAGAGUAAGGUCCCCCAAUUUCGUCCUUUUUCUAUGAGACAGAGCUGGCCUCUGCUCACCUCUAUCUCUGAGAACUCAGCCCAUCGUCAGUGGAUCAGGGAUCUGCACCGUACCCAAGAAAACCCACUACUCCAGCCUCCAUACCCAGAAACUCAAAGUAAUUUCAAAGGACCAGCUUAUUCAUUGUAUCCAGUAUAACUAAGUCUUUAAUUUAAUUUCACACACUCAUCUCCUUUUGUAUUGCCAAGGAGUUUCCAAUUUAUUUUCGUCUGCAUCAGGGCUUUUUGUUUGUGCACUAAGUCCCGAUUGUGUCCAACCCUAGACCCUACUCCUUUAUCCACUUGCCCCUUCUUGUCCCGAGGGGCUGUAAUGGCAGUCAAUAUGGGAAGUAUGGCCAUGGGCCGGGACACUAAGUGGUUGACCCUAGAGGUGUGUCGAGAGUUCCAGAGGGGUACCUGCUCCCGCUCGGACGCUGAGUGUAAGUUCGCCCACCCAGCCAGGAGCUGCCACGUGGACAAUGGCAGAGUCAUCGCCUGCUUCGACUCACUCAAGGGACGCUGCACGCGUGACAACUGUAAGUACCUGCACCCCCCUCCCCACCUCAAGACCCAGCUGGAGAUCAACGGGAGAAACAACCUGAUCCAGCAGAAGACAGCAGCGGCCAUGUUGGCCCAACAGAUGCAGUUCAUGCUGCCAGGAGCCCAGUUGCAGCCCAUAGUGAAUAGCCCACACUACACAACUACGUUCCCUAUGACUCCCAGUAUGUCGUCCCUGGCCACCAGUCCCAGUAUGGCGUUCAGCCCGUAUCUGAGCCACAUGGGUCCAGGGAUGGGCCUGAUGCCUGAGCUGCUACACCAGGCCCCCCUGCUGGUCCCAGGGAGCCCCACCGGCCUCCAGGUCAUGGGCAACAGCAGCUCCCAGCAGAAACACAUGCGGACAGACAAGCUGGAGGUAUGUCGUGAGUUCCAGAGGGGUAACUGCACGCGGGGCGAGGGCGACUGCCGCUAUGCCCACCCUAUGGAGGCAGCCAUGGUGGACGGCAGUGAAAACUCAGUCAUCGUCUGUAUGGACUACAUCAAGGGCCGCUGCUCCAGGGACAAAUGCAAGUACUUUCACCCCCCUGCCCACCUGCAGGCAAGGAUUAAGGCCGCCCAGCACCAGGCCAGCCAAACCGCCAACGCCAUGGCCCUGCCCCAUGGGGCAAUGCAACAGCUACCAAAGAGGCCCACCUUAGAGAAGAGUAACGGGGGUGGUGCUGUGUUCAACCCCAGCAUGUUCCACUAUCAGCAGGCCCUGGCUAACAUGCAGCUGCAGCAGCCAGCCUUUAUCCACCCUGGGCUUAUGAAAGGGCCGGCCCCGCUAGCAGUGGAUGGCCGUUGGGAGAGGCGGGACUGGAGCAGCUGCAGGCACCCCCACAGCCGCCUCUUGUCAGCGCCUGGAUUCACUGUACCCAUGAUGCACGGUGCCACCACCUCCACUGUUUCGUCGGCCUCGACCCCAGUCACCAAUGUUCCUUUCGCAGAAUCAGCCUCCUCCAAUCAGACCCUUCAGAGGUUCUGAGUGCCGACCCAGUGGACCUUCAGUGCGUCCCCAUGGAAGCCCACUUCUGCCCUCUCCCCAAACUCCUGAUGGCUGCUCCAGUGGC
Molecule: messenger RNA, 4210 nt
Organism: Oncorhynchus nerka (sockeye salmon)
Lineage: Eukaryota; Metazoa; Chordata; Actinopteri; Salmoniformes; Salmonidae
Gene: mbnl3
Product: muscleblind-like splicing regulator 3
Exons: 9
Coding region: 2935-4125 (396 amino acids)
Biological process (GO): regulation of RNA splicing
Cellular component (GO): nucleus
Molecular function (GO): metal ion binding; RNA binding
Source: RefSeq, a predicted model, not a curated record